Molecule: messenger RNA, 802 nt
Organism: Diaporthe batatas
Lineage: Eukaryota; Fungi; Ascomycota; Sordariomycetes; Diaporthales; Diaporthaceae
Product: F1F0 ATP synthase subunit h
Exons: 3
Coding region: 106-498 (130 amino acids)
Biological process (GO): proton motive force-driven ATP synthesis
Source: RefSeq, a predicted model, not a curated record
GACCUCAGCAGGCCAAACCCGCAACCACCACCCAUCUUCGCCCUCCCGUCGUCGCCUCUUCCCCCCCCCCUCACGCGUCAAUUGAGCACCCCCAGAACAGCCAAGAUGCUCUUCUCCGUCUCCCGAGCUUCCAGCCGCCAGGCCGUCGCCGCAGUCUCCCGACUUGCUGGCCGCAACUCCGUUCAGAUGAGGACCUUCCUCAACCCCACCGUCUCGCGGAGAGCCGACUUCGUCCAAGAACUCUACCUGAAAGAACUCAAGGCCUACAAGGCACCAGCACUCAAGGCCAACGACGCCGAGGGCCAGGUCCUGACCUUCAACCAGCCCAAGACCCCCAAGUCCCCCGAGGAGGCCGACCUGGCCUCGUCGCUGCAGGAGUACGAGAACAUGGCCGUCGAGGUUGAGGGCAACGAGGCCGACGCCGCCGGCAAGCCCUCCGCCGCCGUCGAGGACUGGCUGGUCGAGGAGGACGAGGAGGAGCACGCCCACGGCCACUAAAUAUAUGCCGCAAGCGAGCUCAAGAGGAAAUCCAGAGACCCUUUUUUAAAGCGAUGGGCGGGGCCUGUUGGAGGAAGAUAACGACGAGCUCCUGAGCACGAGGGAAACACCUCAUCCACGCAAGAGAAGAAAAAGACCAGCAGGCGCAGCUGAUUUUUUUAUCUUGACGAAAAGAAGACGCGGGAGGACCGGUGUGCGAGGAGUAAAGGGAGACACUCGGAGGAGUAAUCCGUGUACAUUUUUUAUCAGGCUUUCCUUACGACGUUGGGAAUCGAAGACAUCGCCCUACCGGGGCAACCACUUG